CAACUCUGUAUGCCUAUAACCAAUUAGCCUUUAAAACAUAACACAGGAACAAAACGAAUUGCACUCCUUCACACAGUUCGUGGUCAACGCAUUCACUCGCAUUACACACUGAAAUCAUGGUGCUUUCUACAGCAAUCACAAAGCUAUUCGGCAUCCGAGCUCCGAUCAUCCAGGGUGGUAUGCACUAUGUUGGCUACGCUCCUCUGAGUGCGGCGGUAGCAAAUGCCGGUGGCUUGGGUUUGAUUACUGCUUUAACACAACCCACACCCGAGAAACUACGUGAGGAGAUCCAAAAAGCAAAGUCUCUACUAAAGCCCAAUUGUCCAGGAAAGGUGGGAGUCAACUUGACCAUCUUACCUAUGCUCAGCAAAGUACCGUUCGAGGACUACGUGAAUGUGAUCAUCGAUGAGAAGAUUGAGAUUGUAGAGACUGCCGGUCGGCCCCCUGCGGAAUAUAUCACCAUGUUCAAAAAGCACGAUAUCAAAAUCAUCCACAAGUGCAUUUCCACUCGACAUGCAAUUUCGGCUGUGAAGAUGGGUGCUGAUGCCAUUUCCCUGGACGGCUUCGAAUGUGCUGGGCACCCAGGAGAGGAGGAUACAGGUAACUAUAUCCUGCAAGCCAUGGGCGCGCGCGAGCUCAACGUACCCUUUGUCACAUCCGGUGGUGUCGGAAAUGGACGUCAACUGGCUGCUUCGCUGGCUUUGGGUGCAUCUGGAGUUAAUAUGGGCACACGAUUCAUGGCUACCGUCGAGGCGCCAAUCCACGAUAGCAUCAAGCAGGCGUUGGUCAAUGGAUCGAACAACGACACCACACUGGUGAUGCGAAGCCUCCGCAACACCGAGCGAGUAUUCAAGAACAAAACUGUGACAGAGGUACAGAAGAUCGAGGCAGAGCACCCGGGCAAGAUUGAGAAGAUUAUUCAUCUGGUGAAGGGUGACAACUACCGCAAGAGUUUCCAAGAGACUGGAGAUACAGAGUCGUCUGUGUGGUCGUGUGGACCCGUAAUGGCGUUGAUUGAUGACGUGCCCACCUGUGACAAGCUGAUCAAUGAUAUGGUGUCUGAUGCCGAGAAAAUCAUUCGCGAUUUACAGUCUGUGGUGGUUGAGCAAUAGAUAGAUAUAGAUGGUGUAAGAAAUGGUACCACUCAGUAUGACGGAGAUGUAAAUAAAUAAGUAAGAGUGAAAUCCGUG
Molecule: messenger RNA, 1190 nt
Organism: Sphaeroforma arctica JP610
Lineage: Eukaryota; Ichthyosporea; Ichthyophonida
Exons: 8
Coding region: 117-1112 (331 amino acids)
Molecular function (GO): nitronate monooxygenase activity
Source: RefSeq, a predicted model, not a curated record